Molecule: messenger RNA, 1951 nt
Organism: Aspergillus steynii IBT 23096
Lineage: Eukaryota; Fungi; Ascomycota; Eurotiomycetes; Eurotiales; Aspergillaceae
Product: putative MFS transporter
Exons: 11
Coding region: 133-1857 (574 amino acids)
Biological process (GO): transmembrane transport
Cellular component (GO): membrane
Molecular function (GO): transmembrane transporter activity
Source: RefSeq, a predicted model, not a curated record
AUCCGCAGGUAGGGCUGCGGGGGAAGUCAACCUUUAAAUUGAAGACAUGGCCUCGAUUCCAGACGAGGAAAAGGUGGUCAUCACCGGCGUUGCCUGCCCUGCGAUCCAGCCUCCCCCUGUGGCUCGAUAACCAUGUCUCUUGCAGUCGGCCGUGUUUCGGCACAGGAUACCAACUCGACAGAGCUGGACCUCGAGAAGAAAGCUAAUGUUCGCGUCACCAAGCAUGCCGCCCCCGUGUCGGACCCCGAAACACUCGGGGAUCCGGGCAAUGCGCGCCAGUUCUUCUUUCAGAGCUCGAAAACCUACGACCCCGGGGCCAUCGCGACGCAGCCGUCAGUAUACGAUGACCCGGACCUGGCGGACGCAUACCAGCCGUUGCAGAACUGGGAGAACAUCCAUCGGUUCGACACGUCGGCCAGAUGGACCUGGGGAGAAGAGCAUAAAACUGUCGCAAAGCUUGAUAAGCGCAUUAUGAUCCUCGCGUGUGUCAUGAUCAUGGCAUUGGAACUUGACCGGUCCAACGUUCAACAAGCCAAUGCAGAUAGUCUUCUAGAGGACUUGAACAUAACUCGAGAUGAUUAUAAUCUGGGGAAUACUAUCUUCAGGUUAUUCUACCUGUGCAGCGAACUGCCCGGGCAACUUAUCGGCAAGUCGAUCGGAGUCGACCGAUGGAUUCCCCUGCAAAUGACCGCAUGGUCCAUCGUGGCCGCUAGUCAGUUCUGGUUACGCAAUCGAAGCUCCUUCUUGGCUUGUCGAGCCCUAAUCGGGAUGUGCUCAGGGGGCUUCACGCCCACGAUGAUUCUCUACAUGUCCUACUUUUACAAGCACCACGAGCUGUCAGUCCGUCUUGGCUUCUGGUACGCGGCGUCGUCACUCGCGGAUAUUGUCGCCGGGUUGCUGGCAUACGCCAUCUUGCAUCUCCGAGGCAUUGGCGGAUAUGCGGGCUGGCGCUGGCUGUUCCUGAUCGAGGGACUAUUCACUUUGAUGCUUGGUCUGAUUGCGUUUCUCUUGCUGCCACCGUCGGUCACGCAGACUGCCAGUUGGGCGCGAGGAAAGAAAGGCUGGUUCACGGCACGGGAGGAGACAAUAUUGGUGAAUCGCAUCAUCCGCGAGGAUCCGUCCAAAUGCACCGCCAACAGACGACACCUGCUCACUCCGAAGCUGGUAUGGCGAAGUUUCAAGGACUUCGACCUGUGGCCCCUGUACAUUAUUGGUCUCACAUUUUUGACCCCAUGGACAACCGUCUCGCAGUACUUCACCUUGAUUAUGAGGGAUUAUGGGUUUGGCACAUUCAACACAGUGUUACUAUCGGUUCCCUAUAAUCUCCUGGGAAUCACAUCGCGAAUCCUGCUCACCUAUGCCGCCGAGUAUUUCGGAUCCAUUGCGGUGAUGGCGAUCGUGGCGCAAAUCUGGACGCUUCCCAUGCUCGUGUACAUGAACGCGGUGGAUUUUGGACAGGUGAACAAAUGGGUUGCGUGGACGGUGUUGACUUUAUUCCUGUCUCAUCCCAGCGCCCACGCCCUGCAAGCGGGCUGGAACUCGCGCAACUCCAACAGCGUGCGAUCUCGCGCCAUUUCGGCAGCACUAUACAACAUGUGUACGCAAGUGUCCGCUAUUAUUGCAUCCAAUAUCUACCAGGAUGAGGAUGCGCCAGGCUAUUCGACGGGGAACCGGGUGCUCUUGGCCCUGGUGUGCGGCAACCUGGUCAUCUACGCGGCCACCAAGGCGUACUACAUUUGGCGCAACCGCAGCCGCGAGCGGACGUGGCAGGCGAUGAGCGAGGAGCAGCGCGUGGAGUAUAUCGCAGCCACGGCGGACCAGGGCAACAAACGGCUGGAGUUCCGGUUUGCGCAUUGAGCAGAAAGACAGUUCCACAAGUUCAAUAAGAUUUAGAUAAUAUGAUAUAAUGUAACAUGAUAUAUGAUGGAUCCGGUCUUGGCCUUAGUCAUAG